Harpegnathos saltator (Jerdon's jumping ant) is the source of this 1562-nucleotide messenger RNA. RefSeq lists its product as uncharacterized. The transcript has 10 exons. Gene Ontology annotation, molecular function: oxidoreductase activity. Lineage: Eukaryota; Metazoa; Arthropoda; Insecta; Hymenoptera; Formicidae. Bases 70 to 1527 code for a protein of 485 amino acids. The record is from RefSeq and is a predicted model, not a curated record.
UAUCUGUAUCUCGUUUGCAAAAUCUUGAAUGUUCCAAAGUGAUAUAAUUAACUUCAAGGCUGAUAUAUCAUGAAGAAUAAAAGUAUAAGCGAUUAUUAUGAAGAUCUACAAUACAAUGAAUUCGACGAAAACAUAGCAUUAGCGGAAUUACAUGAUUUAUCUAAUAAAAUAGUUUUUCAAAAAAAUGAUAAUUUUUCAAAAAGGUUUCUUGAAACAGCAAAUGUAAUAGAAAAGAAUUUGCCUCUUUUCCAAUCUCUUUAUGAAGAUGUAGAUAUAGUUAGUACUAUUAUUAAAUAUUUAAACUAUUAUGGUAUGAAAUUCAUGAUCAACAAACUUAAUAAGCUUGAAGAAGAAGAGGAAGUAAUAGCAGUAAUAAUUAUGCUUUUUGAUAUAUGUACACAUACCAAGAUGCAAUCAUUCUUAUCAAAAAAUCUUCUGCAAAAUUCCAACCUGGAGGAUUUUGAACAAAAAAUAUAUAAUCAAACUUUAAUUCAGUACAAAGAAGCAAUAAUUUUAGAAGAUUCAGAUUUACAUGCAGUUAUUAAUAUACUAGAAAAAUUUGUUUUCGAUACAGUAUGGAUUCAGGAACCAUUAGCAAAGAAUGUAUUUAUAAACAAAUCAUGUCAGUUUAUCCGUGUAUUUCGAUCAAAGCAGGAGUUACUUGAUUCUAAUGUAUCGAAAAAGUUAAGUGUGACAUCCAUAUGGUCAGAAGAUAUUAUAGCUGCAAAGAAUUUAGCAAAAUCUUUAAAUAGAGAUGUUAUAUUUAUCAAUACAUUUAUGGAUUUCUAUGGUGGUAUCAUAAUCUUCCCAUAUCCAACAAAAUUGAUUAAUUGUCUCAUAGUGCAAGAGAAAUCUGCAAGUAUAAUGAAACCAAAUGUAUCUAAAUGUUUGUCCUACAAUCUGUUUUAUGAUGGCAUGUGGCAAAAACCUAUAAAAGAUACAUAUUGGUUAAAUGAAGAUAAUCUAUGGGCGAACGCAACUAGUGAUGAUAUUAAAAGAUGUAUUGAUGCAGCUGAGAAAGGAGCCAAAAUUUGGAGUGCUAAAUUUAUUGAUUCCAGAAUACAAGUGUUAUCUAAAUUGGCAUCCACAUUAGAAUGCAAUAAUAAAUCUGAACUGGCAGAUAUAAUAUCAAAAUGGAUGAAAUCUUCAUAUUUCUUUGAAAAUUCAAUAACAUGUCCUCAAAAUGGAAGAUUAGAAGUAACAAUAAUGCGUAAACCACGCGGUAUUGUCACCCUUAAGGCAAAGACCUUACAUAUGUUGUUUCAGCAGAUGACAUUAGCUUUAAUUACUGGCAAUUCUGUCAUUGUGUUAUGUAACUCAGAAUAUUGUAGUCUGGCACCAUAUUGUGAUAUGUUUUCAACAUCUGGGGUACCUCCAGGUGUUAUAAACAUGUUAUCAGUAGAAAAUGUGGAAAAUGUUUUACAAGAAUAUUAUAUCAGUGAAACUGAAUUAUUUUCAGAAGAGAAAAAGUUAAAUCCAUAUAUAAAGUUGACCAACCCUAAAAUAGUUGUAUUACCUAUUAAAUAACUUCAAUUAUUCCUAAUAAAUUGUUUAUACACACA